GCCUCUGUAACACCUUCCACCUCAUAAUAAAUUAACUAAACUGAGCUAAAUAUUCUGAACUGAAUAACUGAACAACUCUGUGAAUACUGAGAGAUUUACCCCACUUUUCGUAAUGGCUGUGGUGUUAGUGAGUGCCACGAAAGCCACAAUGAUGGUAAAUGCAGACACAGUUGACUGGAGCGCCAGAGCGUCAGUAAGGCAGACUCAACCAAUACCACCACCAGCAAGGCCAACACUGCACGACACAUUUCAAAAGAUGGACAAAAUGUCGUUGAAUCAGCUGGUAAUUUUUUCUGAUAUCAUAAAGCCUUAUUCCUGCUGCUGUAUUAAACCAGGAGAUGUGUGCCAGAUAGAGAUUCCAAAAGUUCCAUUCUACAAGAUUCUAAAUGUAACCUGCGGUCACCUGGAUAUCUACUGCUGCAUGAAAUGCAAGGAAGACCCAGACCAGGAAAAUUCACCCAUCAAUAGGUACCAGAACAUGACCACUGCAGAAGAACUUAAAAGUUUCUUAGACACCAUGACUGAUAUUUUGAGGCAUCAGGAAAACAAGAUAUUGGUGGGAAAUACUACUGCAAAUGGCAAAGAUUUACAAGAGGAAGGGUCUCAUUGCCUGUGUGAUCACAGUUCUCAACAUGCUAAAAAAGAUGUCACAGUUAAUGAAGAAAAAGAAGAAGAGAUUAGUAUAAUAACUGGUCAUGUUAUCACAAAGCGAACUCACAACUUCGAAGAUGGUAUAAUUCUUGCAAUAAAGGGUGUGGUGCAUCGACUUUUGGCUGUGUCUGCACGACAACAAAUGAUAACUACCUUAGAUGAUAAAAGGACCAAUACCUUUCCAUCAAAAAAUGAAAGUAAAAUAUCUGAUUCAUCGAAAAAUGAAAUUCAAGAAUUUGACACUAAAACCGAAAUUGGAAAUGGUUUAUAUUCACACAUUCAGACAAGUCAGUUAAAUGGUGUGAACGAUACAACUCAUGCUAUAUUCAACAUUGAUGAUUUAGCUGUGCCAUAUGAUGAUCUAGGCUGGUUCUCUAAAGUGGUGGAAAAUGGAAUGAAUUUGUCCUUUUCUGCUGCCAUAAUAAUAGUUGUUAUGUUUAUGGCUUCACAGGUUCUAGUUGGGGCUUUUUAUAUUAUUAAUGAAAUCUGUUUUGUUUGCAAGUUAUUAGGUUAUGCCAAUGUGGCAAGUAUUUCUUAG
Messenger RNA from Procambarus clarkii (red swamp crayfish), 1189 nucleotides. RefSeq lists its product as uncharacterized. Lineage: Eukaryota; Metazoa; Arthropoda; Malacostraca; Decapoda; Cambaridae. The record is from RefSeq and is a predicted model, not a curated record.